Molecule: messenger RNA, 735 nt
Organism: Mesoplodon densirostris (Blainville's beaked whale)
Lineage: Eukaryota; Metazoa; Chordata; Mammalia; Artiodactyla; Ziphiidae
Product: putative olfactory receptor 1F12P
Exons: 1
Coding region: 1-735 (244 amino acids)
Biological process (GO): G protein-coupled receptor signaling pathway
Cellular component (GO): membrane
Molecular function (GO): olfactory receptor activity
Source: RefSeq, a predicted model, not a curated record
AUGUACCUGCUCGGGGCAGCAGGGAACUUGCUCAUCAUCCUGGCCAUUGGCUCAGACUCCCACCUCCACACGCCCAAGGACUUCUUCCUCAGCAACCUCUCCCUGGUAGAUUUCUGCUUCAUCUCUGCCACAGUCCCCAAGAUGCUGGUGAACAUCCAGACACAGACUCAGUCCAUUUCCUAUGGCUGCUGCCUAGCCCAGAUCUACUUCUGCCUUUUGCUUGCCAGCAUGGACAACUUCCUCCUGACGGCCAUGGCUUAUCACCUCUACACAGCGAUCUGCCAGCCCCUGCACUACCCCACGAUGAUGAGUCUGCCAGUCUGUGCCCUGAUGCUGGGGAGCUCCUGGCACCUCGCCAACUUCCAUUCCCUGCUACACACCCUCCUCAUGGCCCGGCUGGAGUUCUGUGCCAGCAACAUCAUCCCUUACUCCUUCUGUGACCUUGCUCCCCUGCUCCAGCUCUCCUGCCCCAACACCCAACUCAACCAACUCAUGAUUCUGCUGGAAGGGGGACCUGAGGUCCUCAUCCCCUUCCUUAGCAUUCUCGUCUCCUACAUCCACAUUGUGUCUGCUGUGCUACAGGUCCCAUCUGCCCAGGGCAAACCAAAGGCCUUUUCCACCUGUGGCUCCCACCUUGCUGUGGUCAUUCUCUUCUAUGGGACCAUCACAGGGGUCUACCUGAGUCCCUCAUCCUCCCACGCAGCUGACAAGGAUUCUCUGGCUUCAGUAAUGUAG